UACAGCGACUGGCGGUCAGCCUCAAACAAACUUAUACCAUCAAUUUUCAGAAAAUAAAUCACAUUUAAGACCCAAAAGAGGACACAACAAAUUACCAGAACUGGACAUCUGUGCAGGGAUUUUCGUCUUUUUUUAGUUUUAGUAUUUUUGGUUCUAUUUUUUUCCUGUGCGAGGAGAGGAAGGAUUUUCAACUAAAGAUAUCGGAAUCAAAUCACACAAGACUUACCCACAAUGAAAGUACAGAGCGGGAUCUCGCUCUGCGCGUUGGCGAUCGUGACCUUAGCACUGGUGGCGGAAGCUACCUAUGACCUCCAGAGGCUACUAGACCUGGAUGAAGACCAGUACUACAAGCGAGGCGACACAGACCUGGAUCCAGACUGGGAGGACGAGUGGGAGGAUCUUCCUUUUAAACGAGGAGUCGGCACACAAAAGUUCAUUGCUUGUUUCCAUCCGGGUCUCCAGACAAAAUGUUUUUGUGACAGAACAAAACCGAAGUACAGCAGGAAAUAUUUCUAUUACUGUAGAGGUGCCCGUCGCCAGCUUCGCCCAGUCUGAGAAUUGGUCCUGAGUUCCUCAUCUUUAGAUUUUUGAUUUUUGAUCAACACAUUGUUUCGCAGCUUUUUACAUCCUUGAUUGAGAUAUUCCGUGAGAAUAUUUUUGUUUUUUGUCGGAAGGUCACAUUAAAGAAUUUGAAAUCCUUGGAUUAUGUCAUAAACUUGUUUUCGGAAGGGGAGGGGUGGGUAUUCGUAGUUGCCCGAAAUAUAUCGUCAGAAUGCAAUAUGAUUUUCAAGUUAUUCAUAAAUUCUACGUUAUCAAUGUGUACAGUUCACUGCCAAGUUUUGAACAAUAUUGCGUUUUCACCUUAGCCUAAAGUAGCUUUUUGUGGUAUUUUCCAAGCACUACCUGUAGAGGGCGCAAACAAAAGUGCCAAAACGUGUACUUACAAUACUUGAAAUUCUAUAAUGAAACAGAAUGUAUUCAAAUUGGAUGUUAUUAGUAAAGUAUAGUAAUGUUUUGAAAGAAUAAUUCACUAUCCAUGCGAUAUUUACAAGCCAAGAAACAUUUUUUUUUUUUAAGAACAAUGCAUUUAUAUGGAAUGGUAUCACAGUGAUAUCUUAUUACUUAUGUUAUGCUGUUUAAGCAGAAUAGUCAGGUUUAUUUUUGUUAUAUAGUAUGGUUUGUUUAAGUUAACUCAGAUCAGAUUAUUAGCAAUAAAAUAUGUAAUUCCACUGAUGAAUAUUCGGGAAAAAUACUACAGAAUGUAGUUUGUUACAUGAACAAUAACCGGUUUCAGACACGACUACUUUUUAAAUUCGAAUAUCGAGAUUUGUAUCCCCAAAGAUAAUUGAUUGAGAUCCAGUACACAGGGACUCCAAAAGGCUAAACAAUAAAUGAAUGAACGUAUAUAUAAUAAACAGGGAAAUCCAUUUUCACGUCGAUUACUUCCACAUGUUAAUAAUGCCAUCACUCGAUGAUGCACGAGUUGACAGCUAAUUCAAUCUAUAAGUGCUUUGGUAUAAACUGAAUAUGGGUCGCAAAAUGUUGAUAAAUGUUUAUUUCAUUAAUCUAAAUUGCUUAACUACAUCAGGCGUAGUGAAAUUAUUGACGUAACUCCAUAUAUCUUUCAUUACAAAACUAGGUACUCUUUAAUUACAAUUAUGACUUCAUUUCUUGUAACGCCAAGAACAUUAUCAUUGGAAUUAUGUUAGAUUCAAUGGGGUAAAGAUUUGUCAAAUGAGAGAGGUGAAUGGAAGGUCUUUCGAUAUGAAAGAAAUAUUUAAUAUUAUUUCAUUUACUCAAAGACAAAACAGAAUAGGAAGACUUUUUGCAAUGGCUUUUGAUGAUACAGUAUUAGAUUAAGUAUUGAACUCAUGUUGAUUUUUUAAAGUAUAUAUAAGUUUUGUUUAAGAAAAUCAAAAUUUGGUCUUAAAAAUCUAUAUUGUUUAAAGAAUAAAACACAGCUAUUAUAAAGUAGGUCGUUUCUGAAAAAAGAAAUGAACUGCAUAUGGAAGUCAAUAUUUAAAAGGUGAAAUUUUCCCCAAUAAGUUUUACAUUUUGACUGUUGACACUUGGAAGAUAAAGUUGACCGCUGGUCAAGCGACUGCAUUACAAAACGAACUGCCUAGAAGCGAUUGUCCUAUUCUUGUUUAGAGUCACAAGCUCUGUGCACAGAAAUAUGUUUAUGGGACUCAAAAAAAGAAUGUGUUGUGGCUUACAACACUUCAGGUAUUUCAUUAUAUAUUUCGAAUAUGAGAGCAUUCAAGGAACCAUCCUUUUCAGAGACCCUGUUUUUUCUACGGUGCUCUUCCACACUAACAUAAACAGAAUGAAAAAGCUCACAUUUUUUGUCUCACCUUUCUCAGAAUUCAACUUUCUUUUUAAUCACGUGUUAAUAAAGGAUCAGCCUAGUACGCGUUACUCGAAAAAAGAAAAAAAGAAGGUGUAAUGUCGCUAAAGACAUUGUUACAUUCCAUUUGAUAUUCAUAGGUGCAAUUAAAAUUAAAUGAAAUAAUUUAUGAAAAUCAAUUGCAUUAAAAAGCUAAAUGUUAAUUCAUGUUGACGAAAAAAUCAUGCUGUCUAUUAACAGUUGUCUUUGUAUAUAUCAUGAAUAUGUUGAGUGUGUGUCUUGAGUGUUUUUGUAGGGAUGUGAGACUGUCUCACCUCCCUAGUUUUUGUAAGGUGGCGAAUCUUUCUUUCGUUUAGAGAAAGUGAGCUUCUCUCUUAUACCUUAAAGACUUGAUUAACUCCGUAACCAGUUCUGGUUUGUUUAGCCAUCACAUGGCCACAAUACUGAAACUGAGGAAAUCAUUUUCUUUUAGGAAACGUUGGCGGUGCACUCAAGUAAUGUACCUACUCAUAUUUAUCAUGCAUUCCAGUGUUCGUCAUUGUCUCACAUAAUUUAUGUGUUUUAGAAGAAAAAGUAAUAAAUUUGGUUGACCUCGCCUGUGGUUUCAUUUA
Messenger RNA from Strongylocentrotus purpuratus (purple sea urchin), 2958 nucleotides. RefSeq lists its product as uncharacterized. The coding region runs from base 232 to 555 and encodes 107 amino acids. The transcript is spliced from 4 exons. NCBI's taxonomy places the organism in Eukaryota, Metazoa, Echinodermata, Echinoidea, Camarodonta, Strongylocentrotidae. The record is from RefSeq and is a predicted model, not a curated record.